AUGGGAUUCAGCAACCUGUCAUACCUGAACCCCAAGACAGUGACCCUCAUUGGCAUUCCUGGAUUAGAGCAUGUGCAAUUUUGGAUUGGAUUCCCUUUCUUUGGUGUGUGCUUGUUGGCUCUGAUGGGAAAUAUUUUCUUACUGAUUAUAAUCCCUCUAGAACGCAGCCUACAUCAACCCAUGUACAUCUUCUUAGCAGUACUGGCAGCCACGGAUUUAGGGCUCUGUUUAGCCAUUGCACCAAAGAUGUUGGCCAUCUUCUGGUUUGAUUCUUGCUCCAUGACCUUUGAUGCUUGCCUCACUCAGCUCUUUUUCAUCCAUGCUUUGCAAGGCAUGGAAUCUGGCAUCCUACUAACAAUGGCCUUUGACCGCUAUGUUGCUAUCUGUGAUCCACUGAGGCACACAUCCAUCCUUACACCUUUAGUUCUGGUUAAGAUGGUAGUAGUGGUGGCAAUCCGAGCAACAGUGCUUGUUGGAAUUUUGCCCAUUUUACUGAAAAGACUGCAACUUUUCCAUUCUGUAGUUAUUGUUCAUUCUUAUUGUGAACAUAUGGCUGUGGUCAAACUAGCUGCAGAAGAUGUCCAUGUUAACAAAACAUAUGGGCUUUUUGUGGCAUUUGCAAUUCUGGGUUUUGACAUGAUGUUCGUCUUCAUCUCUUACAUCUUGAUAUUCCAAGCUGUUUUUCGUCUUCCCCAGAAGGAAGCCAGACUCAAAGCAUUCAAUACUUGUACUGCCCAUAUUGUUGUAUUUCUUGAAUUUUACAUACUUGCUUUUUUCUCCUUCUUUAGCCACCGUUUUGGUCAUGUAUCACCUUAUGUCCACAUUCUAUUGUCUACCAUCUAUCUGCUUGUGCCCCCUGCACUUAAUCCCAUUGUUUAUGGGGUAAAGACCAAGGAGAUACGAAGGAGGGUAACUCAGAUCUUUAUUCUAAAGUCUGCACCCACCACUGAUUCAGCAUUUAAUAUGUCAUAG
Messenger RNA from Elephantulus edwardii (Cape elephant shrew), 972 nucleotides. RefSeq names its product olfactory receptor 52A1-like. Lineage: Eukaryota; Metazoa; Chordata; Mammalia; Macroscelidea; Macroscelididae. The transcript has a single exon. The record is from RefSeq and is a predicted model, not a curated record. Gene Ontology annotation, cellular component: membrane. Gene Ontology annotation, molecular function: olfactory receptor activity; G protein-coupled receptor activity. Gene Ontology annotation, biological process: G protein-coupled receptor signaling pathway. The coding region runs from base 1 to 972 and encodes 323 amino acids.